This is a messenger RNA of Toxoplasma gondii ME49, 3900 nucleotides long. RefSeq names its product splicesome-associated protein, putative. The transcript has 9 exons. Gene Ontology annotation, cellular component: spliceosomal complex; nucleus. The record is from RefSeq and is a predicted model, not a curated record. The coding region runs from base 966 to 2642 and encodes 558 amino acids. Gene Ontology annotation, molecular function: RNA binding; zinc ion binding. Gene Ontology annotation, biological process: mRNA splicing, via spliceosome. Lineage: Eukaryota; Apicomplexa; Conoidasida; Eucoccidiorida; Sarcocystidae.
CGUUUCUCUCGCUUAUUUCUUUUUCCCCAUUUCAUGGGGAGGCCAUCCGCUCCUAUAGCGGCCGUCUUCUUCUCCUUCUUUGCUGACCUCCCGGCAUUUUUGCAUGCACGCGCAGGCUCUUUUUUCACGGGCUCUGUUUCUCUGCUACGCAGGCGCUCGAGUUCUUUCUUCUUGCUCGACUUCACUCUCGUGCUUUUCUUUUUCCUCUUUCUUCUGCAAGCUCCACCUCUGCAUGCGCCUUUCGUCUCCCGCCUCUCUCGCCGUCCUGCGUUUUCGCCCUCUCUGCAUCUUUUUCUUCCAAGUUCUCCCCAGCAAAAGUUGUUUUCCCCGCUUCUCCGUGACGCCUUUUUCGUCUGUUUUCACCUUUCUUUUGCGUCCCCCCGUCUCGUCGUUUCCCUCGUCUUUUUCUCCGCGGAUGCCGCAGAGAGAAGAGACCCCGCUGCUCGCGAGAGUCUCUGCUCCCCUUUCUGAACGAGAGGAGCUUGUCUCCCUGGUCGUGUGCCUCCCUGCUUCUCUGCAUCUUCUCUCGGCGAACAGUCUUCUUCUUCUGUCCGUUGGUCGCUCCUCUUCGCGCAGGAACUUCCUCCUUCGAGGGAACAACAGAGAAGGAGGCGAGAAGAGGACAGCGUUUCAGGAGAGAAGGGAGAAGAGGACAGGCACGAACAAGCGGGGAAAAAACGAAGAGAGUUUACGAGAAAAAAGAGCGACACCCGAGGUCGAGAGCCAACACCAAGUGAAGGCUCUCUUCGUCGGUGCAUCUCUUCCUUUUUGUCCGCGUCCUUUCUGGUCCCUCCGUUCUCUUUCUCUCCACAUCUGAGAAACGUUUUCUCUCUUCUUCUUCUGUUUUGACUUGUCUCUUUCGCCUUCGCCGCCGCUCUCAGCUUCUCUCUCCUUCGGUAUCUCCCCAAGAUAGCCUUUUUCCUUGGUUUGGCGGAGUGUCUCCUUUCUCCCCUUUCCUCUCCAAGAUGUCUGCGUCUCUGUUGGAGCAUCUGCGUGCGUCUCACGAGGAGGUGGAGCGAGUGGAAAAAGCAGCUGCUCAGCUGCUUUUGCUUCAAGACCAGAGAUGCGGCACUGCGCCUUCUUCUUCCUCCUCCUCUUCUUCUUCUGUGUUGAAGGGUGAGAAGCGAAAGCGCGAGAAGCUGCGUCUCGACUGGGCCGUCGCAGACAUGCUGAGUCGGAUGCAAGAGAGUGCACAGAAGUGCCUGGAGAUCUACGGAGACGGCGACAACUUGCGAAAAGACGAAAUCGGUUUUCUCGGCGGACAGCGCGAGGGCGGCGGUGGCAACGAUGUGUGGGUGAACUUCUACGAACGGAUCAGACAGAUUCGAGAGUUUCACAGAAAACGAGCAAUGACAGCAGCUGCACAGGGAACCGACUUGAGUGUCGCACCCGAAAUGAAGGAUCCGCAAGCUCUCGUCGAGGAGGCAAAUCAGACUCCCUAUUUGGAUGGCGUUUUCGACGAAGCGGAGCAGUGGGGUGAGAUGCUGAAUUUGCACAACAGCUUCACCACGUUCAUCAACUGGAAACCACUGAGAACUUACAAAGUCAACGAGGCCAGAAAAGCAGAGACGGCGCGCCUGAUGAAGCGCGGCUUGACGGAGGAGGUCGCGGAGCGUCUGAAGGACAGCCGCUUCGAGGAAGACUUGGUCGACUACAUUUCUUACUUGAAGACCUUCCACGUAUUUACCUCCAUUCCUCGCGCCCUCAAGUAUCGGUCCUCAGACUACCUCGCGUACCUCAAUGGAAUUGUCGCGUAUCUCCAAGACUUCUUCCGCCGACGCAACCCCCUUGCAGACCACGAUCAGGUGCGGCAGAAGUUCUCCGAGCAAUUCGAGGAACAGUGGGGGCGCAAGGAAGUACCUGGCUGGCAGACGCCGACGAUGGAGCUGCCUCUCUACUGCAGACCGACAGACAAAGUCUUCCUUUCAGAAGGCCCCCGCGAGUCGCACAUGCAGGGGAAGAAGUACAAGAAGGCGCUUAUCGAGUUCACCAAGCUGUCUCACGAGGAGCAGGAAAAGCAGGCAGAAGCAUCGCAGGCGCACGACAAGGAACUGGCUGAAGCUGAAUUUCUUGUCAAUGCGUACAAGGAAAUUCUUGAGGAUGUCGUGGAGCGCACUGUGGCAUUCCACCACAAGAAGCAGUCACGGACGGCAGAAGAGUUGGAGGAAGAAAAUCGAAUUAGUGAUGACGAGGAUGACCAGCAAGCUGCAAAGGCUGUCGGCGACGCAGAGCGCGACAGCGAAGAUGAAGAAGACGACCAACCAAUCUACAAUCCUCUCAAUCUCCCUCUGGGGUUCGACGGCCGUCCGAUUCCAUUUUGGCUGUACAAGCUGCACGGUCUGGGCCAAGAAUUCAAAUGCGAAAUUUGCGGCAACUUCUCUUACUGGGGAAGACGAGCUUUCGAGCGUCACUUCAUGGAGUGGAGACAUGCGUUCGGCAUGCGCUGCCUCCGCAUCCCGAAUACGACUCACUUCAAGGAGAUCACAAAGAUCGAGGACGCUAUCAAGCUGUACGAGAAAUUGAAGAAGGAUGCAGAAGGGAAGACCUUCAAAGACGAGCAGGAACUCGAGUGCGAGGACUCGCAGGGAAACGUGAUGAAUCUUCGCGCCUUCGAAGAUCUCCGCAGACAGGGACUGCUUUGAGUUUUUCCAAGUUCAGGCCGUCGUGCUCGUUUUGUUGUCGCGCGCCUUCCCUGUUGCUGUCCCCUCAUCUCGUUCGUUCGGCGUCUGCUCUUCUGACCUUGUUUUCGGACCUUCUCCUUCUCGCUGGCCCAGAUACGCGCGCGUCUCUGCAAAAGAAACGCCGGAGGAGUGCCCUGGUCCUCAGAAUGUUGCGACGCCCACUGUGUCGGCGAAAGAGGCGAAGAGGACGCGCCUCGUCACUGGCAAAGGACGGCUGGAAGAGAGAACAAGAAACGUCGAGAGAGGAAAGCAGAAAGGAAAGGAGAGAGGCGAAGAAGUGCAUGCAGCAGAGGUGGAGGAAAAGCGGCUGUCUUCCGGUGUGCGGUUGAGCGCAGAAACUCGUGCCGCCGCGUUUGGUGUCUGUACACUCGAGUUUGGGUUUGAGGAAAAUCUCCACGAAUAACAAAACUUCGCUUGAAAUUGUCACUCGAACUGUGAAAGGUUCUUCCCAGCAAACCUGCUCACGUCUGUGUCCAUGCCGAAUUUAUUUCGCCUUCUCUCUCCUCCACUGUGGGACCCUCGAAUCUUUUUUAUUUUUUCUGGUCGUCAACUCACUUUUUCUUGUUUCCCCCCUCUCUGAUCUCCUACUUUCUGCCCUCCAAAUCUCUUCUUUCUCCUCUGCCGGCCUGUCUUUGUUUUCUGCUCCUUCUCUCUGCUCUCUCUGCCGUAUGUACACCGCAUUGCUCUGAAACUCGAGCUGCUCGCUAAACACGGCGAGGCCAAGACAGCAGAGACGUUGUCGUGGAGAAAGGAGCUUCGCGCGAGUUGGAGCUCUGAGACUUCUCCAGACUUGGUCGCAGAAAUCGUCGGCUUCUUCCAGCUUCAUCUCUUCUACUCACGCGGGACUCACGCGUCUAUUAGUAGUGAUGUUGAGAGUUGCUUGGAUUGAAGUGUCUCCGUUUCUGAAGACAGAGGAGCUUCUGCUCGUAUGACUUUUUUUCGCGAGUGCAUGCAGUCGUCACCUCUUCCACCGUCACUGCUUUCGAGGAAUAUCUAUAUUCAAGGACGCAUACGUAUAUCCAAAUCUGUGUGCAACUUCUCCUGUAGAGAAGGGUGUCUAUACAGUCGUUUUUCCCUAUCUGAAACAACGUACAUCUGUGCUCGGCUUCUUAAUGUAAAUUAAAUGUAAAUUAUAUACAAUAUAUAUAUAUAUAUAUAUAUGUAUAUAUAUGUGUAUGCAUAGGUUCGGAUGUGCAAGUCGACAUGAAUAUCUAGUCGC